Coffea eugenioides is the source of this 938-nucleotide messenger RNA. Its product is annotated as ubiquitin-conjugating enzyme E2 7. Gene Ontology annotation, biological process: protein polyubiquitination; ubiquitin-dependent protein catabolic process. Gene Ontology annotation, molecular function: ubiquitin conjugating enzyme activity. NCBI's taxonomy places the organism in Eukaryota, Viridiplantae, Streptophyta, Magnoliopsida, Gentianales, Rubiaceae. Bases 188 to 688 code for a protein of 166 amino acids. The transcript is spliced from 6 exons. The record is from RefSeq and is a predicted model, not a curated record.
GAAGAUUUACGAGAGAGGCUGUAUUAGAUUUGGAACCUUCUCCUCUCUAUCCCACCUCCCCAGCUCUUUUUCUCUUCCCAUUUCUCUUCAUUCAUAAAAAGCUCGUGCCAUAUAAAGCCCAAUUCGGCUGUAACCUUCUGAUUCUCUCUCUAUCUCUCCAGCCCCCCUCCGCAAUUGGCAUCCCUUGAUGGCCUCACAAGCAAGCCUUCUCCUCCAAAAACAGCUCAGAGAUCUUUGUAAGCACCCGGUUGCUGGGUUCUCAGCCGGUUUGAUUGAUGAGAGCAAUAUUUUUGAAUGGGGUGUCACCAUCAUAGGGCCUCCUGAUACUCUUUACGAUGGAGGCUAUUUUAAUGCCAUUAUGAGCUUUCCGUCAAAUUAUCCUCUCAGCCCUCCUACGGUGAAAUUUACAUCAGAGUUAUGGCAUCCAAAUGUAUAUCCUGAUGGAAAAGUUUGUAUAUCAAUUCUUCAUCCGCCUGGUGAUGAUCCAAAUGGUUAUGAGCUUGCAAGUGAGCGUUGGAGUCCUGUCCAUACGGUUGAAAGUAUUGUCUUAAGUAUCAUAUCAAUGCUUUCCAGCCCAAAUGACGAGUCUCCGGCGAAUGUAGAGGCUGCUAAGGAAUGGAGAGAUAAGAGGGACGAAUUUAAGAAGAAGGUGAGCCGAUGCGUGAGGAAGUCACAGGAAAUGUUGUGAUGCAUCAUUUUGUUGUGGGGUUGGGGGGGGGGGUCUUUUUUGCUUGUGUGUACCAGAGUGUCUCAAUUUGUUGUGUGGGAGGACUGGCUCAUAGGGUUGGCAUGCUAAGUUAUGUGGAGUUCCAGUUCAUGUUCUCACCUUUAUCCGUUUAUUAACCUCUGUUUAUUGACCUCCUUUUAAGUCCUUUUCAAUGGGUGAAUUUUGUACUUGAAAAGGUUUUGUUAGUAUUUUGGUGAUUCUCUUCUUUUCC